AAUAGCCCCUGCGCAGACCCGGCUGUCAACUGUAGUGGCCUGUCAAAGCCAAGCUUUUUCCUCAGUGGCCUGAUUUUUCACCCACAGUUAGCCACCAGGGGGCCGCCUAUUUGGAACAAACGGUGCAGACUCCACAGCUUUCCUCCAAAGCAACCAAAACAUCCCGGGGCAGCACUGGAGCAGAGCCCAGGAACUUCCCUGCAAGGGAGAACAACUUCUAUCCAGCUACAAAACCUGCAAAGCCUAUGGUAUAUAGCCUUAUCACGAGUGAAAAAUAAACUACAGCAAGGAUUUAUCGCCAAGAACCGAGGGGAUUUAAGGUCCGUGGAUUCUGACGGGGAGGCCCCUCCCUCUCGCCAGGGAGCCUUGGCGUCUGCGACUUUCUCUCUGGAAGCACCUGAAACACCGUGCGUCCAGGCGCAGGCAACAGUUCCCGAAUUUCUGGACAGUUGUGGCUGUUAAGGCUGCUAGCCAGAGUGGUGGCUCCUCGCCCUCUUCCGUGGGAUGCUCACAAGAAGCUGGAAUUAAAUCCCACGUCACCGGCUGGAAAUCUGGAAAGCUCUGCAAUAAAUCAUCUAUACGUUGUUCAGACAGUUGAGGAUACAGACCGUCAUAGCUCUAUCCCAUUGUUGUACGAAUAAACGUAUAUUCAAUAUAUACGUUUAUUCAGUAAUGAAGUAGGGAUUGUUUUUAAUAUAAGAAAAUAAUUGUACCCUGUCGUCAGAAUAGUUUUGCUGCAAGUAUACCUUCGUACCGACUGCAUUUUAGCAUUUUGGGCACUCCGUAUUUUUACAAGCAUUCUUCAAGCCCAGAAUGCAGCUGCCCGCUUCAUUUUCUCCUAACCUGAACCCUGGGCUUUCAACACUUGAGGUGGAGGAUGGGGGGCAGUUCAGAAAUUCUUACUUGCCUGGGGCAGAACUCUGCAAGAGUAUACAUUAUUUUUGUCUUCCGGGUUUUAUUUGUACAUACGCAGGGCCAAGGCAAAUUAAUAGGGCAGCCCUUCUGGAACCUGUGGAGUGUCUCAACUCUGCACACAUCUCCCAGGAUAUGCAUAAUUAUGCGAAGGGGUGUCUCCCUCAAAAGCAGGCCAGGACGUGGAAGAGUUGACGCAGAAAAGGAAUUUGAAACGGAGUUUCAGACUGCAUCUUAUUAUUUGCACAGAAGAGUUGAAAAGGAAGUUCUGAUGAGAUCUGCGGUUUUCCUCCCAUUGGCCGGCCUGUGUGGGUGCCAAGUUCCGCAUGUGAUUUAAUGGAUCAGAAGGAGGUGUCAGUGAAAAAAAAGGUCCAGAAUGAUUACUAACCUAUGACUCCCAACAGUAUGACAGAAAAUGGCCUUCCAGCCUGGGACAAACCAAAGCACUGUCCAGACCGAGAACACGACUGGAAGCUAGUAGGAAUGUCUGAAGCCUGCCUACAUAGGAAGAGCCAUGCGGAGAGGCGCAGCGCAUUGAAAAAUGAACAGACAUCACCACCUCUCAUCCAGGCCACUUGGACUAGCUCAAUAUUCCAUCUGGAUCAUGAUGAUGUGAAUGAUCAGAGUGUCCCAAGUGCCCAGACCUUCCAAACAGAAGAGAAGAAAUGUAAAGGGUACAUCCCCAGUUACUUAGACAAGGACGAGCUAUGUGUAGUGUGUGGUGACAAAGCCACGGGGUAUCACUACCGCUGCAUCACGUGUGAAGGCUGCAAGGGUUUCUUUAGGAGAACCAUUCAGAAAAAUCUCCAUCCAUCCUAUUCCUGUAAAUAUGAAGGAAAAUGUGUCAUAGACAAAGUUACACGAAAUCAGUGCCAGGAAUGUCGCUUUAAAAAAUGCAUCUAUGUUGGCAUGGCAACAGAUUUGGUACUGGAUGACAGCAAGAGGCUGGCGAAGAGGAAACUGAUUGAGGAGAACCGGGAGAAGAGACGACGGGAAGAGCUGCAGAAAUCCAUCGGGCACAAGCCAGAGCCCACAGACGAGGAGUGGGAGCUCAUCAAAACUGUCACGGAAGCCCACGUGGCCACCAAUGCCCAAGGCAGCCACUGGAAGCAGAAACGGAAAUUCCUGCCAGAAGAUAUUGGACAAGCACCAAUAGUAAAUGCCCCAGAAGGUGGAAAGGUUGACUUGGAAGCCUUCAGCCAUUUUACAAAAAUCAUCACACCAGCAAUUACCAGAGUGGUGGAUUUUGCCAAAAAGUUGCCUAUGUUUUGUGAGCUGCCAUGUGAAGACCAGAUAAUCCUCCUCAAAGGCUGCUGCAUGGAGAUCAUGUCCCUUCGCGCUGCUGUGCGCUAUGACCCAGAAAGUGAGACUUUAACCUUGAAUGGGGAAAUGGCAGUGACGCGGGGCCAGCUGAAGAAUGGGGGUCUUGGGGUGGUGUCGGACGCCAUCUUUGACCUGGGCAUGUCACUGUCUUCUUUCAACCUGGAUGACACAGAAGUAGCUCUCCUUCAGGCUGUCCUCCUGAUGUCUUCAGACCGCCCAGGGCUCGCCUGUGUUGAAAGAAUAGAAAAAUACCAAGAUAGUUUCCUGCUGGCCUUUGAACACUAUAUCAAUUACCGAAAACAUCAUGUGACACACUUUUGGCCAAAGCUCCUGAUGAAGGUGACAGACCUGAGGAUGAUUGGAGCCUGCCAUGCCAGCCGCUUCCUGCACAUGAAGGUGGAAUGCCCCACGGAACUCUUUCCCCCAUUGUUCUUGGAAGUGUUCGAGGAUUAGACUGACUGACUUCAUUCUCAUAAUUCCUACAGCACUACUGGGUGUCAUUUCAUUCCAUUGCCUAGCUCUUUUUUGUUUGUUCCUUUGUUUCUUUGUGUUGGGAGAGACUGGGGGUAAAGGGAGGUAGUCCUUAGCAUAGACAUGGAUGAAAUUGCCCCUUGAAUGCGGGUACUUGUAACUAUUGCAUUUUGUUCUCCAGUCCUUUGAUGUGAAUGCUUUGAAGGUUUUACAGUUGUGGAGGUGGGGUGGGGACAAUCAUUAAUUCACCAGCACCAAGCCAUCACCAGCUCCCAUCUGUCCCUGGUCAGAGACUCAAGCAAGCAAAAUGGCGUGGCAGAAGACUAAUGAAGCCUUAAAACCAAGAUAAUAUGGUCAUCUUGAUCCAGCCCUGAUUUUUGCAGGGCUCAAAUUAGCACGGCACAGACCAACUUUGGUUAGAUGUGGCUUUCAGCUUUCUAGGGAAAGAUCUGAACUUAUUUUUAUCUAUUCAAGAGCACGCUGUUUUCCUCACCCUUCAUUCUCUCCUGGCAGCAUAACCUGGAAUGUAUAGGAAUAUUUGUUCCUGAAAAAUCAGCUGUCCUUUCACUAUAAUUUUUAUAAUCCUAUGAUUUAAUUCAAGUUAUACAAGGGUGUGACUCAAAGAUAUGCAGGUAUUUGACUGACUGAGGCCAACAAGGGAAAUGAUUUUCCUCAGUGAGCCCAAAGAAAUUAGAAAACUUUACUUAACUAAUGUCAGUGACUCAACAGUUUCCAAAAAUUCACAUAGUCUUACCUCAUAGUAAGGAAGGCUUCUUUACAGUUUAGGCUCAGAGAAAAUUUCCACAGAAAUCAAACCUAUUUACAGAGUGUUGUCACUUUUCAAUGACAUCUGAUCUGUCAUCUCCCAAACUCCUGAAGUUAUUUAAUCCUGAUUGCAUCUUUGCUGAGCUGACAACAGAUUUCCCUACGUAUUAAAUCUUCUAAUCAAGGAGAGAUAACAAGCUGAAUUUUGAGCCUUGUUCUGGAGGAAUUCUGAGGCAAGAUUAGUGUCGUACAUUCUGAGUUGAAGGAAGUGCAGUGUUCUGAGAGUCUCUUCAUGUACUGAUGGUUCCUUUUGGUCUUAGAUCCUCAAGCUCUUUGCUCUACACACAAAUGUUUCCAAGUCCCCUUUUCCCUCUCUCAGGCUUGACUAUCACUGAUCAAAGCCUGGUCUGGACACCGACCCACUCUGCCUCUCUUACAGCAUUGCCCUGACAGAUAUCUCAUAGAAAAUACCUGCAGCCCACAUACACGAACCUCACUCACCUUCCCUACCUAGCCCUCCUCCCUGAUGACAAAUGCUGGAGUAGGUUGUGCCCAGAAAACCCAUGGUGAUCCCUGAUCAUUUCAACUUCAAAAAAUGGGCAAAGAAUGUACCCAGGCAACUGAAUGUAUCUUGUUCUUCACUCGCAUAGUAGACACAAACUAUUCCUUCACCUGCCUUGAACUGCCUUAUCCUGGAAAUAUUGGGGAAAAUAAGCCAUAUCAGUGAGAUUUACCUAAAAAAACAAAGGAAUGCAAGUCACUGUGAAAACCAAGUGGACUAAUUCUUUUUUAACUUGCCCAGAAGUCAGGACACCUGAGUUCUAGUUUGUGCUCUGUCAAACUGGUGGUUUUGUAACCUUGGGUCUUGGUUUUCUCAGCUGAGAGAAAGUCAUGAACUUUAAAAUCCUUCCCAUCCUUACUAGUGUACUGAUUUCUGGGGGGAAAAAUCUAUUCCUUUUUGAUGGUUUCUUUCAUAAUUCAAAUUUUUAGCUUUAUUAGAAAUUAUGGCCCUUUAACAGUUAGGGAAUGCAUAUUUGGUAUUGAGUCAAAAUACAAAUUUGACAUACUACUCAUCAAGUAUGUAGAGAAAAGCCGGAUGGCCUUGGAAAAAGGAGAGGAGCAGCACUGAAAAACCUUAGUGUGACUGGGAAUAAUCUGGAAGGAAAAAUAUAUGUUUAAUGUGUGAAAGCUACUGGCUUCCCAGGAAGAGGAAACAAGACUAUCACUAUGGAACUAGCUAAGCAAAGAAAGGAAGUAGGGGAGGAUAAAGUUUGUCUUUAUCUACAGACUGUUUUGUUUUGUUUUGUUUUGUUUUGUUUUGUUUUCUCUAAGCCAGUCGCUAGCCAGUCUCCCGAAGCCCUUGCUUUGUUAGCAAUUCAGCUCCCUCUGUUGACUCUCCUUGGAGAAGUACUCUUUGAAACACUGCUGAAUCACCUUCUAUGCUCCAGGGUAACUCUGAGAAGCUCUGUGGUGAGGGGCAAGUUUUCUCUCAGAAGGGAAUGGGAGGAAGGCAAAUAGGAAGGGUACUGGAGGGUUCACAGACCCCUUGGGCAUCAAGCCCUCUGGGGACAGCUUCCUCAAUUUGUUUGACAGAGAUUCUGAAGUAUAUGAGAUACACCCAGACUCAAAUACAAGUACAGAGCCAGAUCUAAGGCUAAAUCUGAAUGCUUUGGGGAUUAACCAUGGCUGGGCGUUGGCCAAAUGGGACAGUGUAUCUACAGUAAUCCAGCUAGCUCCAAGUAAAUUUAUGUUUGAUCCUCAGUUCCUAAAAUGAUUGCCUUAAAAAGGCAAACUACUGAUCUGAAACUCUUGUUGAAGGCUGAAUACUUUGUGUUGAGCAGGACGCUCCUUAAAGUACUUCAGUUUGUAGGGAAAGGCUGUAAGGACUCUAAGGAUCAUGACCCUGGGGUCAAAAUGAUUCAUUUCUUCUGUAACUGGUUGAGGUACUUAGUGCAUCUCAAGACUCCAUCUCAUAAAACUCAAUCAGGAGGGAUUUACUCUGGAUUUUUUUUUAAACAUUUUUUCUUAUAUUGUCCGGGCUUUCAAAUCAAGUGUGAACCUGAUUGAAACCCCUCACGGAGGGGAGACAUCCCAGUGAAGGAGAACACAUCUGUAUAACUGGGAUUCUUAUUUAUGAAUCAUUUAAUUUCGGGGGGAUGAGUGGUGUGGGGUGUGUGUGUGGGUGGGUGGUCGUGUGUGUGUGUUUGUAAUCCUCAAGUGUACUUUACUCUUCAAUUUAGAUGUGCAGUAUUUCCAGAAAUAGUGAAAAAAAAAAAAAUAAGAUCUUUUCUUCUUUAUGAUUCUGCUGAACACACUACGUGCUGCCUCAGAGCUUUUUCUAGUCAAAUGAGCCUCGGUCCUCAAUGACGUGCUUGCCGUGUUGAUGCCUCAGCCCAGUGAUACCCCCCUUCACCCGUGCCCUACACGACACCUCUUCCGUUGGCAGUGCGGUCGUCAGUCAUCGGAGUGGACCGCCAGGCUCGGCUCUGCUCCAGCAACGCCAUUCUCAAUUGCUCUUCUGUGGACAGGUGCCUAAGUCUUGGCCCCUCCACCACACUAAGCCCCCAACAGACUCAGCCUCCAUGGAACUGCUGAGCACCCUCAAAGCAUGUCAUUGUCAGUGAUACACUUUUCUUCUAUGGAACUCUAACCUAUUCGUGUCAUAUCGACCUUCUGAUGCAUGAGUCAUAAAUUAUGAAAUCGGUCUUAUGGUUUUUGAAAUGUAGCCAGCGUUUGUAAGGCUAAACCUUUUUCAC
Panthera uncia (snow leopard) is the source of this 6227-nucleotide messenger RNA. RefSeq names its product thyroid hormone receptor beta (gene THRB). Gene Ontology annotation, biological process: thyroid hormone receptor signaling pathway; retinoic acid receptor signaling pathway; positive regulation of transcription by RNA polymerase II. Gene Ontology annotation, molecular function: nuclear receptor activity; zinc ion binding; RNA polymerase II cis-regulatory region sequence-specific DNA binding. The transcript is spliced from 11 exons. The record is from RefSeq and is a predicted model, not a curated record. NCBI's taxonomy places the organism in Eukaryota, Metazoa, Chordata, Mammalia, Carnivora, Felidae. The coding region runs from base 1303 to 2688 and encodes 461 amino acids.